GAUACUAGCAGUGUUGUAGGAAUAAGUCUCAGGUUCAGUAAGGACAGCAACAGCGAGGAGGACAUAAUAUGUACAAGUGAAAGAGCCUUUGAAAGAUUUUCUAACCUCCGUUUCUUACAAAUAUCUGGCGAAGACUAUGAACAUGCCAUCAAUCCUCGGAGUCUGAACAAUAUAUCUAGAAAACUUAGAUUUCUAAGUUGGACGGGGUUCGGAAUGCCAUGUUUGCCUUCUAGUUUUCAUCCAAAGUUACUUGUCAAACUAGACAUGCCGUUUAGCGAGCUUGAGAAAUUGUGGGACGAGGUUCGAAAGCUGGUAUCACUCCCUCAGCUUCCGUAUUCAUUAGUACAGCUCUAUGCAGAAAACUGCGAGUCCCUGGAGAGACUAGAUUGCUCCUUUCCCAAUCUGGAUAUUCGUCGUCUCGACUUCGCUAACUGCUGCAAACUGAAUCAAGAAGCGAGAGAUCUCAUCAUCCAGACACUGACUAAUGGAUUUGCAGUCUUACCAGGCGGAGAAGUGCCUGAGUGCUUCCCUUACCGAUCUUCUGGGAGUUCUGUAACAGUGAAGUUGAAUCAAAUGCCUCUUGGCACAUCAACCACAUUUAAGGCUUGCGUCGUAUUUGAAGAUAACUUAAACCAAGCGGGAGGAGGAGGAUUUAUUUAUUACAGCAACACGCCGACACAGAAUGCUCUCGGUGAAUUUGGUAAAUAUACAGAAGGUCCAGUUUUGGAGAAGCAUCUGUACAUAUUCGAGGUUGAAGCAGUGGAGGUGACUUCCACCGAGCUUGUUUUUGAGUUCAGGUUCUGGUCACAUAUGGGCGGAAGAAGAGAGAUAAAGGAAUGCGGGGUGUUCCUUACUCUUGGAGGGUACUUGUUUGGGUAUUGUAAUAAACAGCAAAAUUCUCAACCAACAAGAAUCAACAAAGAGCAUCAAAGCAUCAAUUCCCUCAUAUAUCACAGGCUGUAA
Molecule: messenger RNA, 963 nt
Organism: Thlaspi arvense
Lineage: Eukaryota; Viridiplantae; Streptophyta; Magnoliopsida; Brassicales; Brassicaceae
Source: the annotation of a GenBank genome assembly